This is a messenger RNA of Elephantulus edwardii (Cape elephant shrew), 1443 nucleotides long. It is a transcript of the gene CRTAM, whose product is annotated as cytotoxic and regulatory T cell molecule. Gene Ontology annotation, molecular function: signaling receptor binding. NCBI's taxonomy places the organism in Eukaryota, Metazoa, Chordata, Mammalia, Macroscelidea, Macroscelididae. Gene Ontology annotation, cellular component: plasma membrane. Gene Ontology annotation, biological process: cell recognition; positive regulation of natural killer cell mediated cytotoxicity directed against tumor cell target; detection of tumor cell. Bases 1 to 1443 code for a protein of 480 amino acids. The transcript has 11 exons. The record is from RefSeq and is a predicted model, not a curated record.
AUGGCUGGAUAUUAUGCUCAACUCCAUGGCUUGUGUGACUUUAAGUUUUAUCCCUUCACUGACAUGAACAAGAUAAUCCUUCCUUUAGAAGAUUAUAUUGAAGAUAAAAUUGGCAGAGUUCUUGGCAUACAUAACAGAGAUGAAAUAGGAUUAUCAAUUGUUCAGGUAACCAACCUCAUCUGGCAGCUGAGAGCAUCCCCCUUCAGCUCCACCCAGGAAUCCCAGUAUUUAACAAAUAUUGUUGAACAAGCCUUUCUAACUAACACAACCGACCCCUUCACCAACCACACCAGCACCUUUGUCGUCAACCACACCAGCAUCAGUCACACCAUCACCGACACCGUGACCGUGGAGGAAGGCCACAUGCUCGUUCUAAAGUGUGUUGUUCCUCAGGUGAAGAGCUCUUCCCUCCAGUGGCUAGCCCCCUCAGGGUUUACCAUCUUUUUUAAUGACCAUCCUGCUUUAAAAAAUUCCAAAUACCAGCUUCUUCAUCACUCCAUCAGCCAGCUCUCCAUCAGCGUGCCUAAUAUCACUCUGCAAGACGAAGGCGUGUACAAGUGUUUGCAUUACAGCAACACUUCCGUGAGAACAAAGGAAGUGAAAGUGAUUGUACUAGUGAGCCCUCGCAAGGCAAUCCUUGAAGUUUCCACUAUCAGAGCUCAAAAUGGGGAACAGCAUGUUGUAGUUAAAUGCUCCACCAUAAGAAGUUGGCCUCCUCCAGAGAUAACCUGGCAACUGGGGAACGGUAUUGAGUUCUACAGUGAAACUCAACACACACUUGAUGGGAAGAAAUAUAAUUCAACCAGCACACUCAGAGUGCAUACUUACAGCAAGACCUCCACAGCAGACUGCAUCGUCCGACAUGAAGGCCUGCGAGAGAGAAGACUAAUGGCCUCUUUCCGGUUUGAAGAUUUCGUUACCAGUCAAGAGCAUGUUUCAGAUGCUGGGGAGGAAAAUUCUCCAUCCCCUCCAAGCCCUCAGCUGCCCACUGGGACUGUUGCGGUAAUAGAAGACUUGAGUACAUCAGAGGAGGAUAAGAAAGAGGAAGAAGGCAUCACCCAAAGCUUUGACUUGACCCCUGAAGUGAAUCCCAAAUCUGUAGCGCUGAUAAGUAAGAAGAGUGGCAUCCUCUUGCUUACUCUUGUGUCCUUCCUCAUUUUCGUGCUCUUCAUCAUUGUCCAGCUCUUCAUCAUGAAGCUGCGAAAGGCUCACGUGAUCUGGAAAAAAGAAAAUGACAUUUCAGAUCACACAUUGGAAAGUUACAAAUCCAGGUCAAAUAAUGAAGAGAUAUCAGCCCAAGAGAAAAACUGCCAAACUUCUGACCCUAAGAGCUGUAUGAACUACAUCACCCGACUGUACACAGAAGCAAAAAUAAAGAAGGGCAGCAUGCCAUCUUCACAAUCAAAAGGCGCAAGUGCUCACGUACCAGAGAGCAUUGUGUAA